AUGUGUAUCCCUUCCUCCUAUGCUGACCUUGACAAAGCCGCCAGAGAUAUUUUCAACAAGGGAUUUGGCUUUGGGUUGGUAAAGCUGGAUGUGAAAAUGAAGUCAUGCAGUGGUGUGGAAUUUUCAACAUCUGGUUCAUCUAAUACGGACACUGGUGAAGUUAGUGGGACCUUGGAGACCAAAUACAAACGGUUUGGGUAUGAGUACGGUCUGACUUUCACAGAAAAAAGGAACACCAAUAACACUCUGGGGACAGAGAUCGCCACUGAAGACCAGAUCUGUCAAGGUUUGAAGCUGGCAUUUGAUACUACCUUUUCACCAAACACAGGAAAGAAAAGUGGUAAAAUCAAGUCUGCUUACAAGAGGGAGUGUAUAAACCUUGGCCGUGAUGUUGACUUUGAUUUGGCUGGACCUGAGAUCCAUGGCUCAGCUAUCUUUGGUUACGAGGGCUGGCUUGCUGGGUGCCAGAUGACCUUUGACAGUGCCAAGUCAAAGCUGACAAGGAGUAACUUGGCAGUAGGUUGCAGGACUGGGGACUUCCAGUUACAUGCUAAUGUCAAUAAGGGGACAGAAUUUGGAGGAUCAAUGUAUCAGAAAUUGGAUCCCACUGUUUCCAUUUCUGCAAAGAUCAACAACUCCAGUUUAAUUGGAGUGGGCUGUACUCAGACUCUGCAGCCUGGUGGGAAGCUUACACUGUCUGCUCUGGUAGAUGGGAAGAGCUUUAAUGCUGGAGGCCACAAACUCAGGAUUGCCUUGGAAUUGGAAGCUUAA
Messenger RNA from Peromyscus californicus insignis, 771 nucleotides. Its product is annotated as voltage-dependent anion-selective channel protein 2-like. Gene Ontology annotation, molecular function: voltage-gated monoatomic anion channel activity. Gene Ontology annotation, cellular component: mitochondrial outer membrane. Lineage: Eukaryota; Metazoa; Chordata; Mammalia; Rodentia; Cricetidae. The record is from RefSeq and is a predicted model, not a curated record. Gene Ontology annotation, biological process: monoatomic anion transmembrane transport.